Molecule: messenger RNA, 1366 nt
Organism: Talaromyces proteolyticus
Lineage: Eukaryota; Fungi; Ascomycota; Eurotiomycetes; Eurotiales; Trichocomaceae
Product: glyceraldehyde-3-phosphate dehydrogenase
Exons: 9
Coding region: 163-1176 (337 amino acids)
Biological process (GO): glucose metabolic process
Molecular function (GO): NAD binding; oxidoreductase activity, acting on the aldehyde or oxo group of donors, NAD or NADP as acceptor; NADP binding
Source: RefSeq, a predicted model, not a curated record
CACAAAACUCCCAUUGCUUCCAGUGAGUGCUAUACUUUCUGUUUCAGCCUGUGUCUCCCUUCUCCCUCCGUGUUAUUUUCGUCGCGUUGCUGCCAGUGCUGCUGUGCCUGCGAGACCGUGCUGCUAACAGCUACCCCGCGCCCAGGACACAACACCGCAAAUAUGGUUACCAAGGUUGGCAUCAACGGUUUCGGCCGUAUCGGACGUAUUGUCUUCCGUAACGCUCUUGAGCACGGCGAAGCUGACGUCGUUGCUGUCAACGAUCCCUUCAUUGAGACUCACUAUGCUGCCUACAUGCUCAAAUAUGACACCCAGCACGGUAUCUUCAAGGGUACCAUCGAGCACUCCGGCAACGAGCUCAUCGUAAAUGGCAAGAAGAUCAAGUUCUACCAGGAGCGUGACCCCGCCUCCAUUCCCUGGGCGGAGAGUGGUGCCGAGUACAUCGUCGAGUCCACUGGUGUCUUCACCACCAUUGACAAGGCCUCUGCCCACUUGAAGGGUGGCGCCAAGAAGGUCAUCAUCUCGGCUCCUUCUGCUGAUGCUCCUAUGUUCGUCAUGGGUGUCAACAACGAGACCUACACCAGCGAACACAAGGUCAUCUCCAACGCUUCUUGCACCACAAACGGUCUGGCUCCUCUCGCCAAGAUCAUCAACGACAACUGGGGUCUCGUUGAGGGUCUCAUGACCACUGUCCACUCCUACACUGCCACCCAGAAGACCGUCGACGGCCCCUCCUCCAAGGACUGGCGCGGUGGUCGUGCUGCUGCCCAGAACAUCAUCCCCAGCAGCACUGGUGCCGCCAAGGCUGUCGGCAAGGUCAUUCCUGCCCUCAACGGCAAGCUGACCGGUCUGUCGCUGCGUGUGCCCACCUCCAACGUCUCCGUUGUCGACUUGACUUGCCGCACCGAGAAGCCCGUCAGCUACGACGAGAUCAAGGCCACCUUCAAGAAGUACUCCGAGGGCGAGCUCAAGGGCAUCCUUGGCUACACCGAGGACGACGUUGUCUCCUCCGACAUCAACGGCAACACCGCCAGCUCUGUCUUUGACGCCAAGGCUGGUAUCUCCCUCAACCCCAACUUCGUCAAGCUUAUCAGCUGGUACGACAACGAAUGGGGCUACUCCCGCCGUGUCGUUGACCUUAUCGUCUACGUCUCCAAAGUUGAUAGUCGCGCAUAGGAUGAGGCGCAGACUUUGCACAAAAGUCUGCUCUAAAUUCCGAACAUUAGGGUUUCAAUUGGAACGCGUAAAAACAUCUGAAGAUUGACAACUGACGACUGAUUCCUGCGAAUCUGGGCUGUGAGAGCCUCUUUUCUGUACUAGAACAGAUCUAUUUAAAGACGCAAUGAAUGAAAAUAAUUUAAUAAUG